GCGGCGCAGACCACUCGACCGGCUGUUCAGCCGCUGAAUACUACUCAGAGUGCUCCUCUCGAUGCCACAUCCAAAGAGGCUCACGCGAAACCCCACUCCUCUCGUCCCACUGUACCCCCCGUGACUAUUCCUCAAGGUCCCAGCGCCCGUGCGGUUGCCAGCACUCCGACCGCGAAAAGCCAAGUGCAGGACCCUCCUAAUACCAGUGAUUCUACUCGCUAUCGUGGUUUGAUUUCUUCUGCUUCUCGUUAUGCGUCAGCCAUGAACCCAUUAUACCCUGCAUCUCAUCGUCAAGCUACCUCAGCGAGCACCAACCAGCAACCCAAACCCUCGCAAUCGACACAAUCUAUACCCCACCAUCGAACUGUAUCAUUACCCACCCCGCAAUCUAUGCCCGCAUCUACCGCCAACCCACGCCCUCCUUCUCCUCGUAAAGCUUCUCAGCCUUUGUUCAACUCCAGCAAUACAUCAACACAGCCUUUCCCCAGUUCAUCGCAAGUAAACGUUUCGUCUCGCCCCUCCAAGACGGCCGAACCUUCGUGGGCUGCCCGUGUUGCAGUUUCAGGACAUCCAUCUACCCCUGCUCCUUCUCGUGCUUAUCUCCCCCCAGCCAUGAAUCGCACAUUCUCCCACGAGUCCGAGAUGCUGAUGACGCCUUCUUCGAUUGCACCGUCCAUGCCUAAAACACCGCAGACACCGAAGGCGAGUUUCACUGCCACCCAAGUGACUGCGCCCCCAAUGAGGCAGAGGCAGGUAUCAACAGAGUCGAAGGAGUCGAAGAAGAAGUCAGGUGGUUUCCUUGGAGGGUUGUUCAGGACCAUGUCAGGGUCAGGCACUUCUAAACCUCUUGAGAGUCCUGUCGCUCCAUCUCCAAAGCUGUCUAUGGAGCAGCAUAAGGCUCCGGCGAUCGUGGCACCACCCAUCCAGCACUCCAAGUCGGCCUCUUCGGCUAAGGACUCGAAGGUUACGGCUAUGGCUUCCGCACUUCCUUCCCAUAUGGUGCAAACUACAGCUCUUCCGCCCACAUCAGCGUCUGCUCAACCGAAGGCGCCAAAAGCCAAGGCCAGGGGCCCUGAGGUUACCUUUCCAUCUGCGCACCCUCAUCGUGAUCGCAAGCCGCCUUCGUCCAAUGUGUUCUCUCCGUUCAGUUUCCUGACUAGCAAAAGAAAUCGCACCAUGUCUGGAGCAUCUCUUGACGUAUGUGAUGGAAACACUGCAACGAACACUGUGAUCGGGUCUCCUGCUCAUUCUGCCCUCAGCCAAGUUCAGCCCCUUCCGCCUGUGGCGCCGCCACCUUUCCGCGAUCCUAUGGUGGCAACCAGCCAAUGGAGGGAUAGAGAAGAGGCAGAGCAGAAGAGGCGGAAGAAAAGCCGACCUCGGCCAGGAGUGACCUUUGACGUUGCGGAAGACCCACCUGACCCUUACCCUGGGGCUACAGGCAGGCAGAAAGGCGCGCGGCUGGUUCGGCGCAAGACAGGCCGUUCUUCGACUCCCGGACCCCGCUGACGAAUGAUAUGAUGGUUGUCGAUCUAUGUUUGAAGUAUCUUAGUAUCGUCUUCGUAUUAUGUUAUAUAGUUUAUGGUCCUAUAACAGCUAUAAGAUUUGUUAUGCUUGUGUUGAUGCU
This is a messenger RNA of Suillus clintonianus, 1624 nucleotides long. RefSeq lists its product as uncharacterized. The record is from RefSeq and is a predicted model, not a curated record. NCBI's taxonomy places the organism in Eukaryota, Fungi, Basidiomycota, Agaricomycetes, Boletales, Suillaceae. The transcript has 3 exons. The coding region runs from base 262 to 1506 and encodes 414 amino acids.